UAUAAUAAUAUGGCAACGUUGUGUUUUAAAAUAGAACAUCCUCAUUUUGUGUGCCUCCAUCAAGUCAGAGAAGAAAGAGCUCUGUGAUUGUUCUAGGGUUUAACAAAAAGAGACAAAGGCCAUUGGCGCUCAUUCUAUGGUUUUACUUUUACAAACGCCUCUGUUGGACUUGGAGCUCUGAUUCUAUACCAAAACUAUGGCUUUCUGGGGAGUUGAAGUAAAACCCGGGAAUCCUUUCAAACAUGAACAUGAUGACACAAAAGGACGCCUUCACUUAUCAAUGGCAACACUGGGGCUUGGUACUGCCGAAGGAAGAAGUAUACUUCAGUGCAAUAUAGGAAACAAGAGUCCUGUUUUUCUUUGCACUUUAUAUCCUGUGAAUUCUGAGUCGCUGCAAGUGAAUUUGGAAUUCGAGGAGGCUGAUGAUGUCGUUUUCUCAGUGCUUGGUCCUCGGAGUAUUUUCCUUUCUGGUUAUUAUGUGAGCACUAGCCAGCAAGAACCCUGUGGAGAAGAUAUUGCUGACACAGAAACAGAUUUAUCCAAGAAUAGUGAUGAAGACGAGUACGAGAAUAGUUUUAUUGACGAUGAUGAGCCAGAAGUCUAUCCACCUUCUCCCAUUUCCAAUGAUGAAAAGGAAAUGUUGCAUAAUGAGAAACCCAAGAAUGGGAAGGGCAGCUGUAGAUGGCUUAGGAAGAGCUACCAAAUGAGUGACUCUGAUGAUGGGGGAUGUUCUCAACCAAAAAAUAUAGUCGAUGGUAGUAGCAGUGAGCCAGUAUUACAAAGUGAAGAUAAGGACAGCUUCCCCAUUGUAGUUCUCUACAAGAGCAAAACCACCACAAAGAAAUCUACUGAGGAAGUAAAAAGCAAAGCUGACGAGGGAACAGGUGGAACCGGUGACAAGAAGACAGAAGAUGAUGUUAAUCAUGCCAUUGAACCAAAAAUAAAAGCUGACAAUGUGAUUGUAGAUGCUCAGCCAAAAAUGCAAUCUGACCCGCCAAUCAAUUCAAUGCCAUCUGCUUCUGAAGUAAGCCCCGAAAAUGGUGCAAAGCCAAAGAGGAAAAGAAAAGAGCGGUUUAAGGAGGAGAAACCUCUCAAGGCUGAUAAUGCUAACUGUAGUAAUAUUCUUAAAGAGGAUAAAGCCCCUAGAGAUGAGGCAAGGGUUGAUAAUAUGGGGCAAGAUAUGUGUAUGAAAAAUGGACAGGAGUGGGAGGCAGCCAAUGGCAAGGGAGUUGAACUUCCAGAUACUGUUUCACUGCCUUCCAUUGAAGCGAGCCCUGAAGAUGUUGAAAGGCCAAAGAAGAGAAAGAAAAGACUAACAAAGGAAGGGAAGAAAUAUGAAGCUGAGCAUAAGCAUAGCACUGUUGUUGAAGACAAUAACACCCAACAAAAUGACAAGGAAGCUGAACUGCCUGAAAAUCUUUUGCUGCCUUCCGCUGAAGUUGGCUCUGAACCUGGUGAAAAGCUUAAAAAGAAAAGCAAACAACGGGCAAGGGAUGUGAAAGCUUCUAAAUCUGACAGUAAUCAUGAAAAUGUUGUCAGAGAGGAUGGAGCUCAGCAAAACAGGGCAAAGGCUGAAGACAUUGUCCUUGGUCUGCCCGUGACAUUCAAACAAAAUCCAAAUCCAGCCAAUUACAAGAGUCUUGACAGCAAUUCUCAUGUAUUUGCUGAUGAAAAUCAUUCUUCGGGCAAAAAUAUUAAGAAGAAGAAAAAGAAUAAAACCCAGGAGAAUGGGAAAGAUUUGAACAUGAAUACAUCCCUUCUGUCAGUGGACAAGAAAGCUGAUGACAAGUCAUCUCAAGUUUGGACCUUGUCUAAUGGAUUAAUCCUUGAGGUGCUAGAAAUGGGGAAACCAGACAGCAAAGUAGCUGUGUCAGGGAAAAAGAUCAGUGUCAAUUACAAUGGAAAGUUGAAAAAUAAUGGAGAAUCAGUUGACUCGAAUGAUGGUGAUGCUCCCUUUAAGUUUCGCCUAGGUGUGGGAAAAGUUAUGGAGGGUUGGGACAUUGGUAUUAAUGGUAUGCAAGUUGGUGAAAAGAGAAGACUUAUCAUCCCACCAUCAAUGGGAUACGGGAGUAAAGGGCAUGGUGAAAAUGUACCACCGGAUUCAUGGCUGGUGUAUGAUGUUGAAUUGGUUAAAGUACACUGAUUGACUUGCUUCAUUGCUUGUGGUGCUGUCUGAUCUCUCAGUUUAUUUUACUUUGAUAAUGUUGUUUUUUGUUAAAAGUACAAAAUAUGGGGGUACCUAAACAAAUUGCUUGCUGGCGUUUUGUUUUCUGUUCAUAGCUUUUUAGGAUGAAAUUAGCCAGCUGUUGUAUCUCCCUUAUAGUUGCUCUAGCAUGACCAAUUUUGUACAUGGUACUUUAACUUCGUGACCUAUUGGUAAAAAGUUGCUUGGUCAUGGUUUGCAAAAGAAACGAAGGCUUGAUAUUGGUGCAGCCAAGCCCAAAAUAAAUUAUGACAAACAUUUCAACU
This is a messenger RNA of Quercus robur (English oak), 2469 nucleotides long. RefSeq names its product peptidyl-prolyl cis-trans isomerase FKBP43-like. Gene Ontology annotation, molecular function: peptidyl-prolyl cis-trans isomerase activity. The record is from RefSeq and is a predicted model, not a curated record. The coding region runs from base 197 to 2143 and encodes 648 amino acids. The transcript is spliced from 13 exons. NCBI's taxonomy places the organism in Eukaryota, Viridiplantae, Streptophyta, Magnoliopsida, Fagales, Fagaceae.